GCCCUCAGGCUUCCGAGCCUCAGUCGGCGGCCAGCAUCUCGCUGCCCUGGACCCUCCGACGGGCGUGCACCGGUCUCAACUCAGGCUCAGGACUGCAGGUGGACAUCUCUGCUGCCCAGGAAUCAUUGAGAGUGCGGAGAGGACAGCCUCCUCGAAAGACCGGCUAUACCUGAAUUCUGCCUCGGCAUGGGCCUUGCCAUUGAGGCAGCCCCGCUGUUGGUCCAGCUGUCUGUGCUGGUCUGAGGGUGCUGCCCAUCAUGGGGGCAGCCAUUUCCCAGGGUGCCCUCAUCGCCAUCGUCUGCAAUGGCCUGGUAGGCUUCUUGCUGCUGCUGCUCUGGGUGAUUCUCUGCUGGGCCUGCCAUUCCCGCUCUGCUGACAUCGACUCACUCUCUGAAUCCAGUCCCAACUCUAGCCCUGGCCCCUGUCCUGAGAAGGCACCCCCACCCCAGAAAUCCAGCCAUGAAGGCAGCUACCUACUGCAGCCCUGAAGGCCCCUGGCCUAACCUGGAGUCUGGGACCUAAGUCCACCUCACCCAGAGCCUGGAAUCAGGAUCCCAGGGUCCAACCAGCCUAGGGUCCAGAACUCAAG
Molecule: messenger RNA, 589 nt
Organism: Miniopterus natalensis
Lineage: Eukaryota; Metazoa; Chordata; Mammalia; Chiroptera; Miniopteridae
Gene: ENHO
Product: energy homeostasis associated
Biological process (GO): positive regulation of Notch signaling pathway
Cellular component (GO): plasma membrane
Source: RefSeq, a predicted model, not a curated record